AAGUGCGGGCGAAAGGCGAGUGGGCUCCAGAGGGACGAGGAACACUACACGACAGAGUUUCUCGGUCAAGGACGAAACGACGUCGGUUAACUAAGCGUAUAACGGUAAAUAUGUAGCCGAGAAUGUGACUGUAUUCAGUUAGUCGUAUUGAGCUCAUGGGCUCAAAUGAAUCCGAUUAUGGUGGGCCCUUUAGGCCCAAUAGAGCGGCCUCGGCCAACGACUUGUACGGUUGCCUAAAUCGUGAGGUGUGUCACGCCAUGUGCAUGGCGGGAAUGACCGUACGUGAAAACCCAGUCCUCGACUCCUUAUGAAUCAUCAACACUCCGAAUUCAAAGUAAGUCCCAGAAUCUCCCUCGACGUUGAAGCUUUUCUUGGUCCUCUGGAAAUUCCUACUAGAAAUGGCUUGUUUGCGCAGUGUCUCGAGGAGGACAAAUCUUUUGCCUAGACAGUUCUGGGUGCUCGAACGCCCAGUUCUUCGUGUUAACAAAGAUGAUACCGGAACUGAUUGUCUGAACUCAAGUCCUUUGACUCGUGGAGUGCACAGUCAAGCUCGUAGGCUUGAUUUUUUGUUGGAAAGGAAGAAACACACAUCUUUUGCCCGACCAUUGGGACCUGGCUUCUUUCUCUGUAGGCACAUGUCUUCGAAACCGGGAGAAUGUUCGAACAAGAUCGAUUGUAAUCCAGCAGUUGUUGAGGAACUUGUCCCAGAAGGAUCUUUGGAAGCAGUAAUCACUCAUGUCUCCUCUGUAAACGAGGUGGCAAAUGCAGCUGCGGAUUCUUUUCUUCAUGUUGCAGCCAUCCAGCACUUUAUUGACAGUGUUCAUGCGUUUACAGGCUUCAAUUGGUUCGCAUCCAUAGUUCUCUCGACGUUUCUCGUCGGAGGACUAUAUAUCCCAACCCGUGUAAAAGUUUUGAAGAUGGGUCCACAUUUAGCUGAUAUAUACCAACAUUUGAGGAAAAUGCUCAAGAGAUAUGGUUUGGAGACCGGAGAAAAAGAAUGGGAGGCAAUUUUUAAAGGGUUUAAUCCUCUUCUAGCUUCUAUUCUGAUUGCAAAGCUUGCGGAGGGGUUCAUCUACAUCAGCACUUUCCUUGCGAUACGGAACAUGGCUCAGAAGAUGCCAUCCUUCGAAAGCGGUGGAAUCCUCUGGUUCACUGAUCUUACAACUCCAGACAGCUUUUACAUCUUGCCUGUUGUGACGGGGCUCACUUUCUGCUUUACACCGACACCCUUCAGUAGGCAGCAGAAUUCAGCAGCCAGAAGAACCAUGAGGCUGCUUUGUUGGAUCUCUGCGAGUGUUGCAUUUCAAGCUACUUUCAGUAUUGAAUCGGCCGUGUACUGUUUCAUGAUCUCAUCUAGAGUAGCUAUGCAUGGAAUAGAACUGGCUAUGGUAAAAUCUCCAAAGGUGAGGGAGUUGCUCGGUCUCCCAGACGUUUUCGCAUUAUACGCGGCUUGGAAGGCCUCCUAUGAAGAUAUUAUCCUCGAGCUGUUAAAGUUGAAGCAGAAGCAGAAGCAGAAGGGCAAGAAGUGAAAAGUCAAGAGAUUUUUUCCUGCAACUGCUUCAUAUUGUCUCCUCCGAAUUUAACUAUCAAUCGGCCUUUUGGUCUUGUUCUUCUUGACUUUUAAGGUUUGUAGUGUAUCGAACAAAUCCUAUCCUGAAAGCAUCGUAUCCUAUCUAAUGAACUUUAUC
This is a messenger RNA of Tarenaya hassleriana, 1688 nucleotides long. RefSeq names its product mitochondrial inner membrane protein OXA1-like. Gene Ontology annotation, molecular function: membrane insertase activity. The coding region runs from base 399 to 1529 and encodes 376 amino acids. The record is from RefSeq and is a predicted model, not a curated record. The transcript has 10 exons. NCBI's taxonomy places the organism in Eukaryota, Viridiplantae, Streptophyta, Magnoliopsida, Brassicales, Cleomaceae. Gene Ontology annotation, cellular component: mitochondrial inner membrane. Gene Ontology annotation, biological process: protein insertion into mitochondrial inner membrane from matrix; mitochondrial respiratory chain complex IV assembly.